Haliotis rubra (blacklip abalone) is the source of this 616-nucleotide messenger RNA. RefSeq lists its product as uncharacterized. The record is from RefSeq and is a predicted model, not a curated record. The coding region runs from base 62 to 400 and encodes 112 amino acids. The transcript has 2 exons. NCBI's taxonomy places the organism in Eukaryota, Metazoa, Mollusca, Gastropoda, Lepetellida, Haliotidae.
UCGAGCUCUAAUCAAUCACGUGCAAUAUAAAACCACGUGAUUUAAACUGCCAUUACAGCAAAUGAAUUGCGACAAGGAGAUGCUCUUGACUUCUCAGCGAGCUGCGACGAUUCUGUUCCAGGCCGGAGUGGAUUUUGAAGCAAACUGGCCUUCUGGUGUACGGGUGUACAAGAGAGUAAAUGAGGAACAAAUGAAGAUGGUCAGCAGCAUUCUCACCAGUAAGAAGCCAAAAACCGAGGAAGUACCAUGCAAAGCGGAACACAAGGCUUCAACUCCAGAAGGAAUGUUUUCUUUCUCCCAGUGGAAACUAAAUUUUAGGGAAAAAUUUAAAACGUUCUCAUUACUGACUCUUCUAAUGAAAUUUAACGUUAUUGGUCAGGGGGAAAUGCACUGCUCAUAGGCCAGUGGCCCACCGACCGAACUGUCAUUCCAUUGGUCAAAAGUUUGUACUAACCCCAAGUGUAUUGGUAUUUGAGAUUUUCAUGAAAACUAUACUUGAUAUUGAUGAAUGUAAUUUGUUGGUAAACGUCAUGUUCACGUUCUAGGAAUGUAUCAUAAAAUUAAUCAUUGUUGUAACUCAAAUUAUUCAUUACAAAACUAUCUAUGAGGAUCCUGU